GUGGUGGUGGCGGUGGUGGUGGUGGCGGUGGUGGCUGCCAGGCUGUUAGGGUGGUUGUUGUCAUGCCUGUUGCAUCACCGCCUCGGUGCCAAGUUCAAGAUCGGCUCCGUCGGACUGUUGUCUGUCAACAACCUGACACUACAGCCGGGUCUCCACAACACCCUGGAGAUUGACAAGGUCUGGCUUUCCUGCCGGCUUUUCAACCCAGGACUUCCGAGGCCAUUUGCUCUGUGCCUGAGGGAGGUCCGCCUCCGACUUGACCUCUCACCCUGCCCCGCCCCCGACGUCUCCACGGCAACGCCGGCCGGCCCUGCCUCCGGCCACACCCCCCCGGCCCCAGCAGCCAAUCAGAGGAGGCCGCUACUCAUCCGGGCGCUGGCACAGGUGUGCAGUGUGCAGGUGGAAAGUGUCAGUGUGAUGCUGCUGCACGCCCUGGUGCCUGGGGCUCUCACCCACACCACCACCAGCACGCUGAGUGUCCUCCUCAGCCCCUCUACUACUGGCAUGUGCACCCUGCAUUUGAGUCUCAGCCAAUUAAACAGCAGGAUGCUCAAGAGCAGCAGCCAACCGGCUGAGCUGUGCGUCGCAGAGCUGUGCCUCAGCCUGAGCCUGACGGCCCAGCUGGACUUGACCUCGCUGAAGGUCGCGACCCUUGACCUCCGCCUGGGCAAGCUGGUGGCGGGGCUGCACGGGGUCGCGACCUUCGACCCCGAGGCGGAGGGCGGGGUCGCGACCCCGCACGCCGGCCGCCCCCCCCCGUCGGAGGAGGGGGGGUGGAAGGUCACGACCUCUGACCUGAUGGCGCGCCUGCCCGAGUUGACGAGCGUGCAGGUCAACAACGUGAGCGUCACCGCCACGCUGGCUGUGACACAGCAGAGCCCCGUGGUGAUGGCGACUCGCCUGGUGGAGUGUCGACUCACCCUCUGCCCCCACCCACCACAGCCGCCACGGUGGGGGGAGGGGCCGGUGGGGGGUGGGCGGGGCCUUGAGGGGGGCCCUCCCCACCCCCCACCACAGCCGCCGCUACCCCAGGGCAGCUGUUGCGUCACUGUUCACGAUUUGCAUCUCACCUCUCAGAGUCGCCACAAGAUUUUCUCUCUCAGUCAUCUCAGCGUCAGCGCGGAGGUGAGCGAGGCGGUGAGCGAGGCGGUGAGCGAGGGGGUGAGCGUGGGGGUGAGCGUGGGGGUGAGCGUGGGGGUGAGGUCGUGCGUGGUGGACUACCGGCACGAGGAGGCCGUGCCGUGGGUCGCCGCGGUUACGGCAGCGGUGGCGGCACGGCGACCCCGGGUGACUGGCGGUGGUGGUUACGGUGGUGGUGUUGGCGGUGUUGCCGUGGUGCCGGUGGUGGUGCUGCGUCUUGCCGUGUCUCUCCGGCACUUUGCCGUCUCCGCACGAGCGCCGGGCCUCCCGCCGUGCACCGUGGCCGUGGCAGAACUCAACGUCGACGGGGCCCAGCUGCAGGGACAUCGCCAGGUGGCUGUGGUGCUGCAUGGCGCCUGCUGGGCCCUGGGGGAGGGGCCUGGCGGGGGCCCGGGGGGAGGGGCUCUGGGGGGGGGGGCCCGGCCGCACGAAUGGGGGAGGGCGCUCUCACUGGAGCAGGCCAAGGUUGUGCUGUUAGAGUCUCUAUCCACAUCUGGCCUAAUUCAGUCCCAGAGUCUGGCUGUGGACUUGAAGGCCGAGGGUCUUCAAGUUGAGGCGAGUGAAGCCUCCCUGCUGUGCGUCCACAAGGGCCUGGAGGCCCUGAGGGCAGCAGCAGGAGCAGCAGCAGUAGGAGGGGCAGCAGCAGAAGCAGCAGCAGGGGCAGCGUCAUCAGAGGCAGCAGCAGCAGUAGGGGCAGCAUCAGUAGGAGCAUCAGGGGCAGUGUCAUCAGAGGUGUCGUGUGGCUGA
Molecule: messenger RNA, 1887 nt
Organism: Petromyzon marinus (sea lamprey)
Lineage: Eukaryota; Metazoa; Chordata; Hyperoartia; Petromyzontiformes; Petromyzontidae
Source: RefSeq, a predicted model, not a curated record